This is a messenger RNA of Colletotrichum destructivum, 1513 nucleotides long. Its product is annotated as Putative RAVE subunit 2/Rogdi protein. Gene Ontology annotation, cellular component: RAVE complex. The transcript is spliced from 3 exons. The record is from RefSeq and is a predicted model, not a curated record. Lineage: Eukaryota; Fungi; Ascomycota; Sordariomycetes; Glomerellales; Glomerellaceae. The coding region runs from base 143 to 1141 and encodes 332 amino acids.
UGAGCUUCAACCCCGUCGUCCACCAUGAGCUAAUCCCCAACCAUCAAACGCCCUGUUGCGGCUGCCUGUGACGAUAAUCACCACCACCACUGCCACCACCACCAUAAGACGACAGAUCUCCUCUCCUCAGAAGCAAGACACCAUGUCAAUAGCAAUCUGGCCUCCCCUGGCCCCCGCAGACCUGCUUCAAAAGAAGGAGGAAUCACUCAAACGCGAGCUGGAAUGGAUCGUCACCGAAACCCACGCCGUCCUCGGGGACAUCCGCCACGGCCUGCAGGACUGCUACGCCCUCCUGGCGCCCAUCGACCCGGGGAGCACCCUCGUCAUGAGCACGCAGCGUAACGAGCGCGUAAAGGGGACCGUUACCCGCGUCGGCACGCGCAUAGUCAAAGGGACAAUCCACCUCCAGCUCAAAACCCUCCCGACCCAGACCCUAACCAUCGACCCUUCGCACCCAGUCCACAUCGCCGCCCUCGAGACCAUCCAUACCCACCUCACCGAGUGCCUCGACCUCCUCUCCCUCACCGACGCGCCCUCCCACUCCCCCUCCACCAACGCCACCCAGCUCGCCGCCCAGCUCCGUAUCCUCGCAGCUUCCCUCGCCGAGUCCUCCCUCCUCCUCAAGGGCCCGCCUCUCAACGAGCCCGACCCCCGCUGGCAGUCCGACUCGUGCCCGCCCGUCCACUUCGCUCCGGCCCUCGGUCCCAACGUCAGCGUCCACCUCGCCCUGCAGGAGUCGAGCCUCGUCCUCUGGCUGCGCGCCCUCGAGCCCGUCGCGACCCCCGUCCACUUCGGCACCAAGCUCGGCCUCGCCCUCGGCACCUUGCGCCGCCUCGAGCACGACGAGAUGGACCGCCCCUUCCGCUUCACUUAUAGCACCGUUACCGACGGCGGCCAGAAGCACAAGCACGGCACCCCGCACCCGCAGAGCAGCGGCGGCGGCAGCCCCCUCAGUGGGCUCGGCACGCCGUCGAGCAACGGAGAGGCCAACGAAGUCUACGUGCGGGAGAAGGUCCGCGUCGAGAGCCUGCCGGACCCGAACCUGAUGUCCCUGUCCUCCAAGCUGGUUGCCCUCGGCCACACGUUGGCCAACGCGAGGAGGAAUCUGGCGGCCGUCAUGGGCGAAGAGUUUGAUGAAUGAGGCGGCAAGAACUCCUUUGAAAGCUCUCCCUUUCUUUUCUUUUGCUGGUCUGCGCAGCUUGAAUACGGAUACCCCCGGAGUUUUUGGCAGGGAAAUAAAUAGGAUUUACAACAUUUUCCAUUUUGGGUGGUCAAGGUUACUGUUUUCAAAUUCCUAUGUGCUGGUUCUUUUGUUUGACCAGAAAUCUCUACACAUACACACGUUGCCACCAGCCAGAGUGUAACCCUAAAAAAAGAAGUUCAUGAGCAAAAUAGGAAAAAGCCCAUCUGUCUUCUGACCGAACCGCCAAGCCCUCGGCCCAUGAAGAACGUUCCUCUCAGGUGCCUUGGCAAAGCAGGCACGAACCGAGCCAGCAAAGGUCCCCUCCCCUCC